Messenger RNA from Cicer arietinum (chickpea), 3384 nucleotides. RefSeq names its product probable LRR receptor-like serine/threonine-protein kinase At2g24230. The record is from RefSeq and is a predicted model, not a curated record. NCBI's taxonomy places the organism in Eukaryota, Viridiplantae, Streptophyta, Magnoliopsida, Fabales, Fabaceae. Gene Ontology annotation, molecular function: protein binding; protein kinase activity; ATP binding. Gene Ontology annotation, biological process: protein phosphorylation.
GUACUUCCUUUGAAUGGGGAAAAAGCAAAAGCUCCUUAAAAUUAAGUUUCUAUUUCUAUGACAAAAAAAAAAGUCCUUCCACCCAAGUUAAAAAAGUAUCACAACUUUUCCACAAUCUUGAGUCUACAUAAAGACAAUACUAAUUGUCCUUCUUUUUUGUUAGUUUUCCUGGAUCCUCAAAUCCAAACAAAUCUUCCUCACAUUCUCUUGUUAUAGUCCACACCACAACCACAAGUGAAUUUGUCAACUUGUUUCAGCUUCUUUUUACUCUCCCUGUUAUGUACUUUGUAUCCUUCUCUGCUAUAUACACUUUGCAGUAAAAAAAAAAAUCAUUUUUUUCUUGUCUUAAUCACUAAUAACCUUGUGUAUUGUUGUUAAAGUUCAUGAACAUUCUGAAUGCACAAAAGGGUUUCUUUUCUGCGUAAUUUCUAAGUGUUAAAUACCAUUCCUUAAUGGGUUUGGGGGUAUUUGGAUCUGUUCUUGUUUUAACAUUUUUUUUCAAGCAUUUAGCUUCUCAGCAACCAAAUACUGAUGAGUACUUUGUGUCUGAGUUUUUGAAGAAAAUGGGUUUAACAUCACCCUCCAAAGUUUACAACUUUUCUUCUUCUGAUUCUGUUUGUUCAUGGAAAGGAGUUUUCUGUGAUGCCAAGAAAGAACAUGUUUUAGAGUUGAAGUUUUCUGGUAUUGGUCUCACUGGUCCUAUUCCUGAUACCACUUUAGGCAAACUUAGCAAGCUUCAAUCUUUGGAUCUUAGCUUCAACAAAAUCACUGCUUUACCUUCAGAUUUUUGGAGUUUGACCUCUCUCAAGAGCCUUAAUCUUUCCUCCAAUAAGAUUUCAGGUUCAUUGACUAACAACAUUGGUAACUUUGGUUUACUUGAAAAUGUUGACUUGUCAAACAAUAGUUUCUCUGAUGAAAUUCCUGAAGCUUUGAGCUCACUCAUGAGUUUAAGAGUUCUUAAACUUGACCACAACAUGUUUGUUGGAAGAUUACCUUCUGGUAUUCUAAAAUGUCAGUCUUUAGUUUCAAUUGAUGUUUCAUCAAAUCAGUUGAAUGGAACACUUCCUAAUGGUUUUGGUUCUGCUUUUCCUAAGCUUAGGAAUUUGAACCUUGCUGAGAAUAAUAUCUAUGGUGGUAUCUCAGAUUUUUCAGGGUUAAAUUCCAUUGUGACUCUCAACAUAUCUGGUAAUUCAUUUCAAGGUUCUAUCAUGAGUGUCUUUGUGUUAAAGUUGGAGGUUUUGGACCUUCGCAGAAACCAAUUUCAAGGUCACAUGUCUCAGGUAGAGUACUAUUCUACUUACAACUGGUCUCAUUUAGUUUAUCUUGAUUUGUCCGAGAAUCAUCUUAGUGGUGAAAUUUUCACAAACUUGAACAAUUCUAUGAAUUUGAAGUACCUUAAUCUUGCACACAAUAGAUUUACUAGACAAAAAUUCCCACAGAUUGAAAUGCUCUCAGGAUUGGAAUAUCUGAACUUGUCCAAAACUAGUCUUGUUGGUCACAUUCCUGAUGAAAUUUCACAACUGAGUAGUUUGAAGUCAUUUGAUGUUUCGAUGAAUCAUCUUGAUGGCAAAAUUCCAUUACUGAGGAAUAAGCAUUUCCAAAUUUUUGAUCUUUCACACAACAAUUUGAGUGGACCAGUACCUUCAUCUGUCCUAGAGAAUCUCUCAAGGAUGAAGAAAUACAACUUCUCAUAUAAUAACUUAACCCUAUGUGCUUCAGAAAUCAAACCAGAUAUCAUGCAAACAUCUUUCUUUGGAUCAGUUAACAGUUGUCCAAUUGCCGCGAAUCCGAGUCUCUUCAAAAGAAGAGACAAUGACCACAAGGGAAUGAAACUAGCUCUAGUAUUAACCGUAUCGAUGAUAUUUGCGCUUCUUGGCCUUUUGUUUCUAGCAUUUGGUUGCAGAAGGAAACAUAAAAUGUGGGAAGUGAAACAAAGUUCAUACAGAGAAGAACAGAAUAUCUCAGGUCCAUUUUCAUUCCAAACUGAUUCAACAACUUGGGUGGCUGAUGUUAAACAAGCAACAUCAGUUCAGGUAGUAAUCUUUGAGAAACCAUUGUUGAAUAUUACAUUUGCAGACCUGUUAUCAGCAACUUCAAAUUUUGAUAGAGGUACCCUUUUGGCUGAAGGAAAAUUUGGACCUGUUUAUAGAGGUUUUCUACCUGGUGGUAUUCAUGUAGCAGUUAAAGUUUUGGUUGUUGGUUCUACAUUGACAGAUGAAGAAGCUGCAAGAGAGCUUGAGUUUCUUGGUAGAAUCAAGCACCCUAAUCUAGUUCCUUUAACUGGUUAUUGUGUAGCUGGUGAUCAAAGAAUUGCUAUAUAUGAUUACAUGGAGAAUGGUAACUUGCAAAAUCUUCUUUAUGAUUUGCCACUUGGUGUGCAAAGCACAGAUGACUGGAGCACUGAUACGUGGGAAGAAACUGACAACAAUGAUGGAAUUCAAAAUGUUGGGUCUGAAGGAUUACUCACAACAUGGAGAUUUCGCCACAAGAUCGCUCUUGGAACCGCAAGAGCGUUAGCAUUUCUGCAUCAUGGAUGCUCCCCUCCAAUAAUUCAUAGAGCUGUCAAAGCUAGCAGUGUUUAUUUGGACUAUGAUUUGGAGCCAAGGUUGUCUGAUUUUGGACUUGCCAAGAUUUUUGGAAACGGUUUGGACGAAGAGAUUGCGUGCGGUUCGCCCGGUUAUGUUCCGCCAGAGUUUAGUCGUCCGGAAUUUGAGUCUCCAACGCCGAAAUCUGAUGUGUACUGUUUUGGAGUUGUACUCUUUGAGCUACUAACUGGAAAGAAACCAGUUGGAGAUGAUUAUACUGAUGAUAAAGAAGCGGCGAGUUUGGUAAGUUGGGUUAGAGGACUUGUAAGGAAGAAUCAAACUUUGAGAGCUAUUGAUCCGAAAAUUCGCGAUACGGGAUCGGAUGAACAAAUGGAGGAAGCUCUUAAGAUUGGAUAUCUAUGCACAGCUGAUCUACCUUUUAAGAGACCAACCAUGCAGCAGAUAGUUGGACUUCUAAAGGAUAUUGAACCUACAACUAGUUAGCAUUUAGAGCAACAUAUCAUGGGAAAGAAUGAUAUUCCUUUUAUUUAACUUUUUGUUUUUGUUUUCUUCUUGUGUACUUGAGAUUGAGAGCUUCCAAUGCAACCGAGGAGAAAAUGUGGAGAAGUUAUGUUCUUGAGUACUGUUUGUUAAUGUUAAUGUUAAUCUUUUUUUUUUCUUAGCUUUGAUGAAUAUACACCAGAACUCCGUCUUUGAUCUGAUAUGUUACUGCAGCUUGUAGUAGUGCUCUUGCAUUCACUGUACUUUUACUUAUUUAUAUACUUUGCAUCUCAAUGUAAUCAAAUAUGUUUUGUUUUGUUUUGUAAAUUGCAAUUGCAAAAGUACAUUUGUUUCAGAA